AUGGAAAGGAGAGAGGCUUGCAAAGGUGGAAAAGAUGUCAGCAAGAAAUUUGCACAAUCACAAUCAUCAGCCAAGUGUGCAGUAGCUCCUGCUAGAAAUCUAGCCUCCCAUAAUGCCCGAAGGAAUGACGCACCUUCUCUAAAUACUACUAAUCAAUCUGUGAAGGCUUCUAGACCUUCUUCAGGUGGAGGGCCUUCUGUCUGCUCUGAAUUAGGAUGGACUGCGUAUGAACAAAAGAUCACGGAGCUGAAGUUGUCAGUGGAUAGCCUUGAGAAGGAGAGGGACUUUUACUUUGCGAAGUUGAGGGAAAUUGAGAUCUUGUGCCAGUCCCGUGAGAUUGGAGACCUCUCUGUGGUUGAAGCAAUACAAAGGAUAUUAUAUGCUAUGGAUGAUGAUGAUGCAUCAGUGGUGGCUGAAGCUCAGGCCAUGAUAUCUGAAUACCAGCACCAAGCAGAGCCAUCGAGUUCCAUACUUGAGGUGGAAGAAGAUUUGCCAAAGUCGGAUAAUCAAAAAAGGAAAACUAUAAUCAAUCUUGAUGUUGAUGUUGCUGUGAGCACUACAUUGUCUCCAAGGCAAAGGAUUUUUGAUGUGCAUUCCAGUGGAUCGCCCCUUAUGACUUACUGA
Messenger RNA from Ilex paraguariensis (yerba mate), 624 nucleotides. NCBI's taxonomy places the organism in Eukaryota, Viridiplantae, Streptophyta, Magnoliopsida, Aquifoliales, Aquifoliaceae. The record is from the annotation of a GenBank genome assembly.